AUGCCUCACAAAGAUGGUUCGGCGUAUCACCCGGUUGUUUGUACCGUGAGCUUAGGUUCCAGCUUGAUGCUUGACAUAUUUUCUACCAAGAGUGACGGAACCCGAGAGGUCGAGCCAAGAUACCGAGUUUUGCAAGAACCUCGAAGUCUUCUGAUUACGGCUGGAGAGAUUUAUACAGAUUAUAUGCAUGGGAUUGCUGAAGUCCAUGAAUACAGAGAUCUCAGUCGAACAACCGUUGCGAAUUGGGACCUUCUCCACGAUCCGGAGGCUAUUCGAGAUGGGGAAUUACAACGCUCUACUAGAACGAGCCUUACUUAUCGAGACGUGAUCAAAGUCUCCAAGCUGGGUGCCAAGUUUGGGAGUCUAGGUAAAUUCAAAUAG
Messenger RNA from Glarea lozoyensis ATCC 20868, 381 nucleotides. RefSeq names its product Clavaminate synthase-like protein. The record is from RefSeq and is a predicted model, not a curated record. NCBI's taxonomy places the organism in Eukaryota, Fungi, Ascomycota, Leotiomycetes, Helotiales, Helotiaceae. The coding region runs from base 1 to 381 and encodes 126 amino acids. The transcript has a single exon.